Messenger RNA from Phytophthora sojae, 1146 nucleotides. RefSeq lists its product as hypothetical. Lineage: Eukaryota; Oomycota; Peronosporomycetes; Peronosporales; Peronosporaceae. The record is from RefSeq and is a predicted model, not a curated record. Gene Ontology annotation, molecular function: DNA binding; ATP hydrolysis activity; ATP binding. Gene Ontology annotation, biological process: recombinational repair. The annotation marks the transcript as partial. The transcript is spliced from 3 exons.
GCGCGCAGAUUCGCGAGCUCCUCCGACGGCUUCCGGUGCCAGAGCUGCGGGCAGAGGUUCGCCAAGUGGCAGGGCCAGUGCUCGUCCUGCUCGCAGUGGGGCUCCGUGGUCUCUGCCAAGCCGGCCGAGCCGCAGUUCCGCCAGUCGAACGCCGCGUCCUUCAGUCAAGGCAAGACAAAGCGCGCAGUGGCGUGGUCCAGGACAGGGAAUGACGUCUUCGAGGAGGACGCCCCACACGCUCUACGCAUGAACGAGGUCGAGUUGGAUACGUUCGUAGAGCGGAUCGAGCUGCCUGAACGCGAGCUGAACUGGGUGUUGGGUGGAGGCUUAGUGGCCGGAUCGUUGACGCUGGUGGCAGGAAACCCAGGUGUUGGCAAGAGCACGAUGGCGAACAUGCUGGCACACGGGCCUGCGAUGCGUGAACGUGGGGUGCUGUACGUCUCAGGCGAGGAGAGCGUGCUGCAAGUGCGCAUGCGUGCCGAACGCCUCGGGUCGGUCAGCGACAGUCUCUUUGUGGCCAGUGAGACCAACCUUGACGCGGUUUUCCAGUUGCUGGAAGGAGGAAACGGACGAGGUGGUGGUGAGGACGACUACCAUGGCUUUGGUGCAAUCGUAGUGGACUCGAUUCAAACGGUAUACGCAGCAGACAUACCCUCUCCGGCAGGCAACGUGAAUCAAGUGAAGGAGUGCACGCUGCGCCUGCUGCGGCUGGCCAAGUCGCGCAACGUGCCUGUGAUCCUCAUCGGCCACGUGACCAAAAGUGGCGAUAUCGCUGGCCCAAAGGUGCUCGAGCACAUCGUCGACACGGUGGUGCAUCUGGAAGGCGACCCGCAAAGUGCGAGGCGGUUCCUACGCUGCCAGAAGAAUCGCUUCGGCAACACCAGCGAAGUCGGCGUCUUCAACAUGACUGACGAAGGCCUUCAGCCGCUGCCGAACCCUCUCAUGGCGUUUGUGUCAUCACUCGAAGAUGAUGACGAUGAUAAUCCUGGCGACAGUGAAGAGGCCGGGAUCGAGCCGCUGGACGGAUGCUCCGUCACGAUUGCUAUGGAAGGCAAGCGCCCGAUCCCCCUUGAAAUCCAGGCUCUGGCCAACCCAACGCAGUACAGCAUGGACACUGCGCGCGGUGGAAGUCAGUCGUACUCACGU